AACGUCGAAGAGCGUCCGGCACGUGAACACGCGGCGCAAGAGAAAAUAAAAGGAAAAGGCAUCCAAUCAGAAGAAAACACGGAGCUUUGAGCGGCCAAUCAGCAAAAGACGAAUCGCCCAGAGCUGUAGAAAAGCGAGACGCGCUGGCAGAAGAAGGGGAGUUCCAGGAAGCGACGCCAGCAGAAGGCAGGCCACCGGACCGGGGAUUGAAUGCCGUCAGGUCUUCACCCGAGACACCAGGACUUCACCCGUGCGGGGCUUCCUGCCAACCCGUUCCUGGGCGUCGCCACUCUGCCCGAUCAAGAACUGCUCCCCGAGGCCGACGAGCUUCUGCGCCUGUGGGCAGAACCUGAGCAGUCUGGCUACGGGCCCGAGUUCUAAGCCCAGCCGCCUGACAAGAACGCUGCCGCCAUCUGCCCAUGCCGCCAAGCCGCCUGCCGUCCCUCUCCAAGCCAGAGCUGCCGCACUCUGAUCCUUUCUUCAACGGUCCAAUGCACCGACCUUUGUUGCGGACAACGAAAGAGAAAGGCGAAGAUUGUAGCAAGGCUCGCGGCUUGAAAUCACGACACUCGCUGGCUGCACGUACGGGUGCGCGGCCUGGCCACCUUUCUGCGUGUUCAGCUCGCGCUGAAAUUGUUCGACGUCUGCCAUCCGCACAUGGCUCGAUCCCGAAGCUGCGCCUGCCUCGUCAAAGCCUGAGCGGAUAUGUCAACCGUCAUUGCUCGAAAGCGCCGCAGGAGAAGGAAGCUGAAGCCCAAGCUGUCAUCCGGCUCGACGAGCCGGGCUUCCAGUACCUUGCCGUCCAACAUGAAGGCAAAUCUCACGGAGCACAUCGAACAGUAAGCAUUUCGACACGAAGGAAUGCGAGGCAAGUGGGUCCAGUGAGUCCACCAUCGAUGCAGAGGACGCCCAGAAUGAUGGACGGCUGUAGCCCGGUGCCCUGCAACCCUCGUUGCCUUUGACGAUCUCUGCACGUGGUGCAAAAUGCGUGCGAUGCCGA
Dermacentor silvarum is the source of this 1000-nucleotide messenger RNA. RefSeq lists its product as uncharacterized. Lineage: Eukaryota; Metazoa; Arthropoda; Arachnida; Ixodida; Ixodidae. Bases 420 to 962 code for a protein of 180 amino acids. The record is from RefSeq and is a predicted model, not a curated record. The transcript has 2 exons.